AUGCUCUCACCAACCACGAUAAACGAUAACGACUCAACCACAGCUCCCCUCGACCGAGUCGACAGCAUCGACUCCCAAGUCAGACCCCAGUCUCGGUCCCAGUCUCAUUCUCACUCUCAAGUCCACUCGCAUUCCCACGGCCCCUCUCACUUUGGUGGUGCUGCCACUCCCGCCGCCUCAUCAACAUGGGGCCUUGGUGACCCGACUCCCUCACAGCAUCUGUCUUCCGAGGCCUCAACAUCGCCUGCCGAGUCAUGGCGGCUAGAUGAGUUUGUUACCGACCCUGGAUAUCUCGCCUAUCAAGAGGAACUGAGAUGUCUCAUCUUCAACACUGCCCAAACAGCUGCUCCCACCCGCGAGGGUACACCUGAGGCUGCCGAUGGUGGGUUCGCUGCAGGAGGAUUUGCUGCUCCGGGUUCCAUUCUGGGAGAUGACUCUGCGGCAAGACGGCACGCCGGCCAGAUUUUAGGGACGGGGAGGAGACUGGAAUACUUGAAGAACUAUGUAGGCGAAGUUGCGCCAUGGCUCGACAUGUUUGACAGCGACCGUGCCUUUGGAAUUCAGGUACCAGUGCUGGCGCGCAGCUCUCCGGCACUCUUGUAUGCUGUAUUAGCGUUAUCAGCCCGCCAGAUGGAGCGCAAAGAGGGAAAGCAAACAUCCUUUGACAGUCUGGAGCUGUAUCAGGAGGCCAUCCGCUUGCUGACGCCUCUCUUGCAAUCCCGGGACCAGAAGAUCAUCCCAAUCUGCACGAUACUGUGCUGUUUGGAGAUGAUGUCCGCCAGUGCCCAAGACUGGCGGAAGCAUCUCGAAGGGUGUGCUGCCCUGUUUGACUCAUUCUAUGUGCACGGGUUCAGCGGCGGUCUGUUGCAGGCCGUCUUCUGGUGUUACGCCAGAAUGGAUCUUUGCGGCGCUCUCAUCUCUGACGGCACAGAGAGCACUCUCCUAACCCCAUCGAAAUGGCUACCCAGCGGCGCCUCUCACAGCGAAGCACGCGAGCUCUUCCACCAGUCCGGAACCCCCGACAUGCACGCCAACUACGCAGUCUACUUGUGCGCCAAGGUAUGCGAGCUGGUGGCGGACAGAACGAGAUACUUCGAGCUCGGCGACGCCAACGGCUGCAACCCUGACGAAUUGACCGACAGAUGGGUUCGUCUAUGGGAGGACCUCCAAGCAUGGACAAGGGACCGCCCACCAGAGCUUCUACCGGUCCAAAGCAUUCAGAGCAGCCCCUUUCCUCAAAUCCUGUUCCUGCACUGGGCAGCCAUUUCUUCCAAUCAAUUAUACCACACGGCUUGCACACUGCUCCUCGGAUCAAUGCCCAGGCCGCUCAACAUCAAACUGGGCGUGACGGGAUCGGCAAUAUGGCAUGCCAAGUGUAUUUGCGGCAUCUCGUUGGCAAACCCGCACCAAGGAUGCCUGAAUAAUGCCAUACAGCCGUUAUGGGUCGCCGGCCGGCUUCUCAGCCACAAGUCCGAGCAUGCACUGCUGGUCAAACUGAUCCGCAGCAUCGAAGCAGUCACCGGAUGGGGCACGUGCUGGCGAAUCGACGACCUCGAGACCGCCUGGGGCUACAAAGUUCGCAAAGAGCUUAGGGUUGCCGACAUGGCAAGAUGA
Colletotrichum truncatum is the source of this 1614-nucleotide messenger RNA. RefSeq lists its product as uncharacterized. Lineage: Eukaryota; Fungi; Ascomycota; Sordariomycetes; Glomerellales; Glomerellaceae. The record is from RefSeq and is a predicted model, not a curated record. Gene Ontology annotation, molecular function: transcription cis-regulatory region binding; DNA-binding transcription factor activity. Gene Ontology annotation, biological process: positive regulation of transcription by RNA polymerase II. Gene Ontology annotation, cellular component: nucleus.